This is a messenger RNA of Rhea pennata, 2925 nucleotides long. It is a transcript of the gene DTHD1, whose product is annotated as death domain containing 1. The record is from RefSeq and is a predicted model, not a curated record. NCBI's taxonomy places the organism in Eukaryota, Metazoa, Chordata, Aves, Rheiformes, Rheidae. Gene Ontology annotation, molecular function: protein binding. Gene Ontology annotation, biological process: signal transduction.
AUGACACCUGCUGUAGGCAAAUCAGACCAGCUCCUGGAAAAGAUCUACAAUAUGAACUUGGUAGUGAGAGACAUGCUUCUGAAAAGUGAUCUGGAUAAUGAAGGCAUCCUGGAAUAUAUGCUUAGACUGAGCUCCAUAACAAAAGAGCUGAGCAGAUCUCUCAGCCAGCAACUGGAGAACAUUGCAGAAAGUCUUCAAGGCAUUUGCCACUUACUGAGCGCUCUCCAAGACAAACACAGGGAACUCACUUCAAGGCAAGGCAACUUUCAUAGUAAAAUUCAAUUGGUUACAUACUUUUUUCCCUCAGACUGCAAUGGAAUUACAGAUUGUCUGCUGAAAGUGAAGAAUUAUUUGAUAAAUAUAGUCUCAUACCUUCAAGAGACAGAAAAUAAACUUUAUGCUGUUAGCCGCAAAGGCAGUGUUAAAUCUCAGGCCCAGAUGGCUCAAAAUGCUUUUAGAGAAACAGACGUGUUUUUUUCUGAAUCAGAAAGAACAGAGUCUGCGCAAGCAUCUCCUAGCCUCAGUCAGCCAUCUCAAAUAACUCCUUCCGUGAAAAGUCAGAAUGCUAAUCAAAUCCAGCCAAAUGAAACUAAAGCUGUGGAAAAAGAAACACUUGCAUCAUUAACUGAAAACAUAUCUGCUCAGGAACAGGAUAUUAGUAGAGAAUCUCCAGUAAAAAACGAAGAUGACAAACACAGACUGCUGACGAACCCUAUGACAGAGAAAAAAGAUUGUAAUGGAAAAGAUAAAGCUCACGGAGGUGUCAUUUUUACUAAAAAGUCUCCAGAACUGUUUCUUCAAGAUGUUCUCAGAGACAAUGGAGAAGGAAUUCUUUCUGGGACAUUAAAAGAUACUUACAGCACUGUCAUGAAUCUUUCUGAGCAGGAAAAAAUGGCAGUAGUCAAAGAACCUUCAAAAAGGGUGGAAAAUAAAGAACAUAGACUGACAGAGAAAAUGGAAGACACUAAAAUGGGAACAAAUUAUGACAUCUGUAGGAAUAACCCCAUUACCUUCACGUCUUCAGCACAAAUAUCUGAUCUAACUACUGUGAAUCCUCCUAUGAAUGGUUCAGAGGACAUGCAAAACUCUAGGCACUGGAUGAACAAAAUAUUUCUAGUGGAAGGGAGUGAUAAGGAUGAACAGGAAGUAGCUUGUUAUAUUAAAGCUCCUGCAAUUGCUCUAGAGAAUCUGAUGUGUAAGCUAGUCAAUGACACUAGUUCCUUGGUGGUGGAUGAUUCUGAGAAGCUGGUCAGCAAUGUCAUCAGUAUUGAAUGCUCUGAUUGUGAGAAAACAAUCCCUUUCCCUAUCAACAUUGCAAUCCCUUUUGCUUCACGCUUCCGAGGAAAUUAUCGGGACAUUAUGGUGAAGGUGACUGAUGUGAACUUCCAAUCAACUUACUUGACUCCCAUUUCUUUGGGUGCAUGCCAAGGAAACCAUAAGGAAACCUUUGCAGAAGUGAAAAUUUAUCAGCUGGGUAUUUUUUCCGUGUUGUCAUGCUUAAAGAAAGAAGUAUUUACUGUUCCGAAGGCUGGGCUCUCCCAAAAGCUGAGCAUGGAUUCGAGAAUCUCUUUCUAUUACCCUCCUGAAACAUUCAGUUCUCCAGCAGUCAUGCAUCUAAAGGUUCAGCCAAUUGAACCAUCGCUGGUUUCCACACUGAAAGCAAAACAUGACAUUUACCAUUCAGUGGUGUCCACUAGUGCACUGGUUUAUGUCCAGCAUCCUUCAGCCCAACCAUUUAACAAGUCAGUCACUGUUACUCUGUCCUGUCCUCCGAACCCAGAAAAAAAAAGACAAGGAGAUGAGACAGAACAUGUAAGGGCCAUUAGUGCUACAGUUAAGAGGGCUGCUACAACAUAUCAUCCUUGUGCAGUGAGUGCUUCUAUGAGAAAGAAUGGAGAAUUUCAAAGUGAAACUUUGAAAUUAUUAGGCCACAGAAAAAAAGAAGAGGAGUGGAUUGUGUUUGAUGAUGUUAUUAUUCAGAAUGCACGGAAUGGACUUGUAUCAUUUGAACUAAACGAGCAUUUAGAAAGCUUUGUUGUCAUUCGCCUUUCCUUCCACUUGGAAAACACAUAUCUUCUCCUCUUUGCUCAGGCUCUGGAAGAAGCCAUCUGUAGCACAAUGACUAAUGUGGUACUGUAUCAGAAAAGAGAAAACCCAUAUAAAAUAGUAGUUGUGCUAUCUGUGUCAAAAGAAUUGACUCGGGAACUUCAAAAUCUCCAUGAGGAGGGCUAUUUUGGUCCCCCAGAACCAACAAAGCCAUUUCCAUUAAGAGAAGGAGAACAGAUUCAUUUUAGAUUUAGCGGCAAUAUAUUUGCUUCAGAGAAUGGGAAAGAUUUUGGAAAAGCCCACAGGCUUAUUUUUCAUUCACAAAGAAAGCCCAGGCUGGAGCUCCAAAUCAAAGAAGUGGAUGAGUUUGGUAAUUACAGCUCACCUCAUUACAAAGGAACUGCUGUGUUUUAUAAAAUUACCAGAGAGAUGAUAGCCAAGGAGUGGGAACAGCCCCUGCCUUAUCAUGACUACCAACGCCAGUCUCCACUGUGCAAAUUAGCACUAACAUUACCAAAGCAUGAAAAGCUGAUCAAACGUCCACGAAGCACAAAGAGAAUUUCUUCUGAUUCGUCGGACGCCCUAUGGGACAACUUGCUGUACUGGCUUGCAGAAGAGCUUGCAGAAGAUAACACUCCACCGCUUGCAUUACACUUACCCGUUCGGCGGAGCGUAUUUCAGCUUGUUAGGCUGAAGUGCCCUGACAGCUUAACACACCAGAUCUAUGAACUUCUUUGCUACUGGAAAAAGACCCUUCCGAGAUCAGCUAAUAAACAGCAGCUCCUGUGUCGCUAUUUGCGAAAGAGUGGCAGAAGUGAUCUUUCAGAACAACUUCGUUUUAAGUGGGAAAAUGAAGCAUUCUCUGGACAGAAUCACUGA